AUGGACCUCCAUCGCUGUCGCUUCGUUCCCUACCCUCCCUCCGCCAUCAACGCCCUUGCCUUCUCCCACCCCGUCGCCCGCUCAAAGAACCAGGCCGCCCUCUCGCGCCUCGCCGUUGGCCGCGCCAAUGGCGACGUCGAGAUCUGGAACCCCCUCGCCGGCGCCUGGCACCAGGAGACCGUCCUCCGCUCCGGCGCCGACCGCUCCGUCGACGGCCUCGUAUGGGUGAACGAGCCCGAAGACGACCGCGCCCGCCUCUUCAGCAUCGGCUACACCUCCGCCGUCACCGAAUGGGACCUCGCCGCCGGUCGCCCCCUCCGCCACGCCAGCGGCCAGCACGGCGACAUCUGGUGCCUCGCUGCCCAGCCCCCCGCCUCCCCCCAGGACCCAGUCACCCGCCUCGUCGCUGGUACCAUUGACGGCAUGCUCGCCCUCUACUCCCUCGAGGACGGCGACCUCCGCUUCCAGCGCCUCCUCGUGAAGUCCCCCACCCGCAAGGCCCAGAUGGUCAGCAUCGCCUUCCAGUCCCGCCACGUCGUCGUCGUCGGCUGCUCCGACUCCACCCUCCGCGCCUACGAUAUGCGCAACGGCUCUAUGUUGCGCAAGAUGGGCCUCGGCGCCGACCUCGCCGGCGGCGCAAAGGACAUCAUCGUCUGGAGCGUCAAGGUUCUGCCCUCCGGCGACAUCGUCUCCGCCGACUCCACCGGCCAGGUCUGCAUCUGGGACGGCAAGACCUACACCCAAAUGCAGCGCAUCCAGAGCCACAGGCAGGACGUCCUCAGCCUCGCCAUCAGCGCCGACGGCUCCGCCAUCCUCAGCGGCGGCAUGGACCGCCGCACCGUCCUCUACAAGAAGACCUCGGGCUCCGGCGCAAGAUGGGGCAAAGUCUGGAGCAGGAAAUACCACGAUCACGACGUCAAGGCCAUGGCCUCGUUCGAGAGCAGCAAGAUGAGCGUCGUCGUCUCGGGAGGCCCCGACGCGUCCCCCGUCGUCCUCCCCCUGAAGGAACUCGGCCGCGAGAACCACAGAACCCUCUCGAGCCUCCCCCACUCGCCGCCCCUGGCCAGCGCCCCGUCGGCGAGGAUGGUCGUGAGCUGGUGGGACCGCGAGAUUCACAUCUGGAAGCUGCAGAGCUCCUUUGACGGGCUGUACGACGGCAACGCCGCCGACCUCGACAAGAACCGCAAGCUCCUCAAGACUAUCCUCGUCAAGGGCGAGUCCAACAUCACCUCGGCCGCCAUCAACCACGACGGCUCCUUCCUCGUCGCCGCCACCGGCACCGACGUCAAGGCCUUCCACCUCCAGCACCAGGACCCCACCCGGCCCUCGGACGUCAAGCUCGCCUCCGUCGCCGUGCCCAAGCCCCUCGCCGCCCACGGCGCCGCCAAGGUCGUUCUGUCCCCCGACGGCGCGUGGCUCGCUGCCGUCCAGGACGGCUCCAAGGUCCUCGUCGCCAAGGUCGCCCGCGACGGCGACAACGGCACCACAGUCACCAUCCAGAAGCCCCGCAUCGUCAACCGCCUGCGCCGCAACAUCCCCAAGAACCAGGCUCUAGGCGGCCUCGGCAACUACGAGAGGAGCAUCACUCAGCUCGCCUUCUCUCCCGACGGCCGCAUGCUCGCGUCCGCGGACCUGGCCGGCUACAUCGACACCUGGGUGCUUCAGAGCGCCGAGGACGGCGCCAACGCCGACGACAAAGCUGCGUCGGCCUCCGACAGCGAAGACGACGACGACUCGAGCAAGGGGGACGACGCUGCCACUCCCGCUGACGAGCGCUGGGUCCGCAACCCCCGCGCCGCCCUCCUGCCCAAGCUCCCGGCGUGUCCCGUCGUCCUCUCCUUCUCGGACGAGACGACGACGACCACCGACGCCGCCGCGACAGAGUACACCCUCGUGGCCGUCACGACGGCGUGGCACAUCCUCGCCUUCCACCCCACCGCCGGCUCCCUCACCUCGUGGUCCCGCCGCAACCCCGUCUCCAGGCUGCCCGCGACGAUCCGUGACACCCGCGACCUCGCCAAGGGCCUGCUCUGGCAGGGCCCGCGCGUGUGGAUCUACGGCGUCUCCUUCCUCUUCAUGCUCGACCUCUCCCAGGACCUCGCCGCCCCCACUGGCGCGACAACCGACCCGGAGACCGCCGUCGUCCCGCAGCAGCAGCAGCAGCAGCAGCGCCAGGCCGGCACGAAGCGCAAGCGCAAGGGACCCGAGAGCGGCGCCGGCGCGCGCAUGGCCAUCGGCGCCAUCGCUCCGCACCAGGUCGACCGCUUCGUCGGCUCCAAGGCCUCCAAGGAGUGGCAGGACGACAUCGAGAAGAAGCUCGCCCGGGACGAGGACGCCAUGGAGGUUGACGACUCCGCCGACGAUGACGACGACGACGACAACGACGACGGCAGCGAGAGCGAGGGCGGCGAGCUCGCGGCCCUCCGCAACCGGAACCAGGAGACCCAGACCGAGGAGGGCGCCGAGGGCAAGACGCGGUGGUGGUACACCUACAAGUACCGUCCCAUCCUGGGUAUAGCGCCCCUCUCCUCGGGCCCUGCCGCCGCCGUCGUCGACGACGCAGGCAGCAAGACCCCCUCCCUCGAGGCCGUCCUCGUGGAGAGGCCGAUCUGGGAGGUGGACCUCCCCGAGCGGUACGUUGGUGCCAACGAGUGA
Messenger RNA from Colletotrichum graminicola M1.001, 2655 nucleotides. RefSeq names its product U3 small nucleolar RNA-associated protein. Gene Ontology annotation, molecular function: RNA binding; protein binding. Gene Ontology annotation, cellular component: t-UTP complex; small-subunit processome; 90S preribosome. The record is from RefSeq and is a predicted model, not a curated record. NCBI's taxonomy places the organism in Eukaryota, Fungi, Ascomycota, Sordariomycetes, Glomerellales, Glomerellaceae. Bases 1 to 2655 code for a protein of 884 amino acids. The transcript is spliced from 2 exons. Gene Ontology annotation, biological process: maturation of SSU-rRNA from tricistronic rRNA transcript (SSU-rRNA, 5.8S rRNA, LSU-rRNA).